AUUCAGAGCUAGUCUUGCUUAUCAGGCCCUUCCUUUCCCAGGCCCUUCCUUUCUCUUUUCUUUUUCUUUUUCGAUGUUCUCUCCUCUACGCAGCAGCACUGGAAGGAGUGGAUGACAAAUGGUAACCAGAGGACUGAGGUCCUAUAUGGGCACAACAUGACAUUUUCUUCCUGUGGAGUAGGCUCUUCCUCCCCUGAUGUCAGGGAUUUGAAUUUGUUCUUCAUCUCAAUGAUUGGGUGCUCAAAGGUGGAGCACUGACAGGUGCCAGCUUCCAUCCUUGUGAACACCCUUCUCCUUUCCAUGUUGUCUUCCUGGGUGUCUUGCUCAGUUUUGGCAAUCUCCUUGAAGACUCCUUGUUCUUGGCUUGUGGCUACUGUCAUCAGCCCCAGAUGCUCAGCAAUGGCACGCAACCUUAUCAUUGCAUCUUGGACCUGUCCCUUGCUUCUGCUUUUUGACAUGGUACACAAAGUACUGAGCUUCACCUCCUGACCUCUGCCUGGCUCCUAAGUACAUAUUUAGCCAUGAGCUCUAUCUCCAACACACUUUGGUGCAGGCAAACAAUGACAAGAGGAGAAAUGAAGAUUCCUUUUUAGAAAAAAAAAAAGGUUUUAUAGUGGGUUUUUACUAUCUUUGUGUUUGGUUAUGCAUAAAGAGCUGAACUUCCACAAGCAACAAACUACUUCAGAUGGUUCAUUUCCAUAUGCAGUGAUGGAAAAUCAAAGAAAUAGAAUCCAUAACUUUCUCUUACGAGCCCUUGAAGACCUUUCGCAAGAAGACUUCGACAGGUUUAAGGAUGAUUUAUCACAUUCUGACCCUGGGGGAAAGGGCAGGAUCCCACGAGGGCAGCUGGAGAAUGCCAACAGGAUAAAUACUAAGAACCUCCUCAUGGAUUUCUAUGGGGCAGAUGCUGCAGUGGAUGUAACCAUUGAAGUGUUCAUUCGGGUCAAUCUCAGGUACGCCGCUGCCCGACUGCAAGAGGAAAGACAGAAAGCUUUGGGCCCUGAUCAAACCCUUGGAAGAAGAGAAGAAGGUUACAGGGAGAAGUACACUGAACACGUACAGGACAAGUACGGAGUAAUAAAAGACAGGAACUCUCUUCUUGGUGAGAAUGUAAUUCUAAACAGCAGAUACACCAAGCUGAUUAUUGUAGAGGAAACACGUGCCAGAAAGGAAAGAGAACAUGAAAUAAUGGCCUCGGGACAGAGACAUGCAGAAAUCAUGUCUGAGCAAAAGAGAUCCAUCACCAUCGGUGACUUAUUUGCAGCUGAUGAAAAAGGGAAAACUCAACGAAUCGUUGUGUUGCUGGGAGCUGCAGGGAUUGGGAAAACACUGACAGCAAAAAAGAUCAUGUUUGACUGGGCGACUGGAAAGCUUUACAACGAGGCAUUUGAUUAUGUUUUCUACAUCAACUGUAGGGAAGUUAACUUUGACACUGAGCAGGGAAGUGUGGCAAAUUUGAUCCUAAGGAAUUGCCCUGAUCAACGUGCACCGAUUGAAGCAAUGUUGGUGAAUCCAGAGAGACUCCUGUUCAUAAUCGAUGGCUUUGAUGAACUGAGGUUUUCCUUGGAUCAGCCAGAAGAGAAUCUGUGCUCUGAUCCCUGGGAGAAGAAACCAAUGGAAAUCGUGCUGAGCAGUUUAGUCUGGAAAAAAGUCCUUGAGAAAUGCUCCUUACUCAUUACUACAAGACCAGCUGCUUUGGAGGAGCUCAGGCAGGCUUGCACAAUGAACGCUAAGUGCUUGCACAAUGAGCGCUACGCUGAAAUCCUGGGGUUUUCAGAAACCGAGAGGAGAGAAUACUUUGACAAAUAUUUUGGGGAUAAAGGGAAAGCAAGAAAAGCCUUUAAUUUUGUAAAAAGAAAUGAAAUGCUCCUCACCAUGUGCUUUGUCCCCGUUGUCUGUUGGAUCGUCUGCACUGUCAUCAAGCAGCAGAUGCAUGAAGGUGAAGAUCUUGCACAGACUUCGACAACAGUCACAGGAGUGUACCUGCUCUACCUUUUCAAUUUACUGAAGGACCCAAGAAGCAAGUCAAAGCAACUCCUGCAAACUAACUUGAAAGGACUUUGCUCCUUGGCUGCAGAUGGGGUCUGCAGGCAGAAAAUCCUGUUCGGGGCAGAGGAACUCCAGAAGCAUGGCUUAGAAACAGGUGACUCCCUCUUUCUGAAUGAGAACCUCUUUCAAAAAAGCACUGACUGUGAAUGCCUCUACAGCUUCAUCCACCUGUCUUUUCAAGAGUUUUUUGCAGCUCUGUUUUAUGCUGUGAAAGAAGAAGCACAUACGCAGAAGGGGAAAAAAUUAUUAGGAGGCACUGAGCGCACGCCUGUGACAACUUUGUUAGCCAACUAUGGGAAAUCUAUGAAUCAUUUAAUGCUAACAGUGAGAUUUCUGUUUGGUCUCUUAAAUGAAGAGAGAAUGAAGGACGUUGAGAAAAAACUGAGCUGCAAAAUUUCAUUGAAAAUUAAACCAGAAUUACUGAAAUGGUUUGAAGCAAAGCCCCAAACACCUGACUUGUCUCUGAAAUCUCAUUGGCAGAAGUCAGGUUUAGGAGCUCAGGUUAAAGCGUUUCAUCAGCUUGAGGAAUUUCACUGUUUGUAUGAAAUUCAAGAAGAAAAUUUUGUGCAAAGUGCACUGAGUCAUUUAAGAGCAGUGAAUUUAAGUUCUCAUGCAUUUACCCAAAUGGAUCAAGAGGUACUUGCAUUCUGUUUAAAAAACUGCCACAGAUUAGAUUCACUUCUUCUGCAAUUUUGCGACUUCAGAUAUGAAGCCCCAGAUGAAGAUGUUUCAAGAUCCCCAAAGCAGCCACCUCUGGAUCCUAGAAUAACUACUCACUCGCCUAUUUACCUGCUGUGUCAAGCACUGAAAGACCCACACUGUAAAGUGAAAAGACUAUGGUUGCAGUGGUGUGGUCUCACACCCGCCUGCUGUAGGGAUCUUGUUGCUGUUCUUAGCACCUGCCCCAGCCUGAUGGAGCUGGACCUGAGUCAUAACAUUCGUGUGGGGGAUGGCGGCGUGCAGCUGCUGUGUGAGGGACUGAGACGUCCCAGCUGCAAAUUACAGACGCUGCGGUUGUGGAAUUGCCAUCUCACACCCGCCUGCUGUGGGGAUCUCACUGCUGUUCUCAGCACCAGUCCCAGCCUGAUGGAGCUGGACCUGAGUUAUAACAGUGAUCUGGGGGAUGGCGGCGUGCGGCUGCUGUGCGAGGGACUGAGACAUCCCAGCUGCAAGUUGCAGACACUGCGGUUGCAGUGGUGCGGUCUCACAGACACCUGCUGUGAGGAUCUCGCCGCUGCUCUCAGCACCAGCCCCAGCCUGACAGAGCUGGACCUGACUGAUAACAAUGGUCUGGGGGAUGGCGGCGUGCGGCUGCUGUGCGAGGGCCUGAGACAGCCCAGCUGCAAGUUGCAGACACUGGGGUUGACCCUUCCCAAACUAAAUGCAGAAACAAAGCAAGAGCUGGAGGCUGUGAAAGGAGUGAAGCCUGGUCUGGUCAUAGAGCAAUUGGAAAAGGACCAUUUCCUCAAAGAUAAAGAUUGGUAGGAAAUCAUCCUGCACAGGCUGCCCUGCCAGUAGCUGGCGGGGCAGGGGG
Molecule: messenger RNA, 3583 nt
Organism: Alligator sinensis (Chinese alligator)
Lineage: Eukaryota; Metazoa; Chordata; Crocodylia; Alligatoridae
Product: NACHT, LRR and PYD domains-containing protein 3-like
Cellular component (GO): cytoplasm
Molecular function (GO): protein binding
Source: RefSeq, a predicted model, not a curated record